Closterium sp. Naga37s-1 is the source of this 1311-nucleotide messenger RNA. NCBI's taxonomy places the organism in Eukaryota, Viridiplantae, Streptophyta, Zygnematophyceae, Desmidiales, Closteriaceae. The record is from the annotation of a GenBank genome assembly.
AUGUCCCUGCCGUCGACGUUCCGGUGCUCCAUCGGUUGGGUCCGCCGUGCCUUGCGCCGCCAGGGCGUGAGGUGCAUUGCCGCAUGUGGUGAGGCGGCCGACCAGGACAUUGCGGCUGUCCGUACGACUCAGGAGAAGCUCCCGCAGCUCCUCAUGCACCUCUCUGUCAGGCCUCGCGACACAUACAACUUCGACGAAACUGCACUCUUCAUUUCGGUGCUGCCUCGCAAGACGUACGGCGCUAGCCGUGUGGCGGGCAGGAAGGCAGUGAAAGACUGCCUCACCGUCGGCUUUCUCGUCAACGCCGACGGCUCGCACACUUUCCGCCCCUUGGUGAUCUCCAAGGCGAAGCACCCCCAUGACUUCCGCCCUAACUUUGAUCCGGAGGAGCAUUGCUACUGGCGCAACACAGCCAAAGGCUGUAUGACCUCACCGCUUUUCACCCUCUUCAUCGAGAAGCUGAACGCAGCAAUGUAUGCCGAGGGUCGGCAUAUUGUGAUUCUGCUCGACAACGCGAGCACCCACGUCCUCACGUCGCGAGGCGCCACCUCCGAAGACCUGUUCGGGUUCCGCACGCGCUCUCUCUCGAACGUCCGACUGGUGUAUCUCCCACCGAACACCACCUGCUUCACCCAGCCUCUCGAUCAGGGGCUCAUCGCGAUGGCGAAGGCGCGGUACCGGCAGCAUUGGCUGCGCGCCUUCACCGCCCGCUGCAAUGCGGAAGGAGCUACCUCGUGCGUGGCGCGCUUCAAGCCCAACCUCCGCGACGUCGUGGCCUGGCUCAACGACGCGUGGAUAAACAUCGAGGUGCGCACCAUCCAGCGUUGUUGGUGGCGCACCGGCUGCCUGCCGCGUGCGUGGGCCAUGGACCUUCCACUUGUGGGCGACGACGCCGUCAAUGUGGGCCGAGAUGUGGACAUCGGCCUUGACGAGGAGAUCGGGGAUGUUGGCAUCCUCAUCGAUCGCCUCGGCCUCGGCUCAAGCGCCAUGCCGGCAGCGGCCUUGGUCGCCAUUGACGACAACCAGGCAACCUGCGCAGAGCCGGGCGAGGAUCCGCUCGCGACCGAGCCGCCUACCGCGCCUUCUGCGGAGAUGUGGGAAGCCCCCGCCACCAUGCAAGCCGUCUACGAAGACAGCAACCCCGAGUCCCGCGAGGCACGGCGCUACGCUCGAGCGGCCUCCGAGAUGCUCAUCGGCUACGCGAAGGCAACCGGCAUCACCCCGCGGGACUUGUGCGCGCUCUUCGACAUCCGCAACCCAUCAUCAGGGCGCGUAUGGAGCGCGCCAGCCCGCCUAUUAAUCUCAACAUGA